Zerene cesonia (dogface butterfly) is the source of this 574-nucleotide messenger RNA. Its product is annotated as SOSS complex subunit C homolog B. Gene Ontology annotation, cellular component: SOSS complex; nucleus; nucleoplasm. Gene Ontology annotation, biological process: DNA repair. The transcript is spliced from 3 exons. The record is from RefSeq and is a predicted model, not a curated record. NCBI's taxonomy places the organism in Eukaryota, Metazoa, Arthropoda, Insecta, Lepidoptera, Pieridae. The coding region runs from base 187 to 537 and encodes 116 amino acids.
UCAGUACAUUAGUUGAGCCAUCAACCAUACGCCAAGUGUCAAUGUCAAAUUUAAUUUUGUAAACAAUUAAAAUAGUCUAAUAUAAUUCAUAAAUAUUUAAUUAUACAGCUUAUUUUACAUCAAUUUAUUGCAAGAACAUAAUUUAAUCUUGUAAUUGAGUUAAGAAAUAAAAAAGCAAAUAAAUAGAUGGCGUUUCCUCAGCCAAAUGCACAAAGAGAGUUGACAAAUAGAAAAAUUUUGGAGGAACUACAACUGAAAAAGCAGAUGCUAUUGAAGCAAGGUGCAGUAGCUCCACUCACUGCCACCACGAUAUCUUUAACGCAACCGAGUCCCGUAAGCCAGCUGCCUAUGUGUUCUAUACCACCAUUAUCCGCUACUGCUGGCUUCCCUCAACUACCAGAGGCUAACAUAGUAAACACAAGCCACAGAGCAGCUUUACAACACGCGAACGCGACAUCCUGUGGAUAUUUUGUGUCACAGGACUCUUCUUUUGGGAAUCAAAUAUUACCUGUAUUGCCAAGAUUUGAUAACAAGUAACCAUGUCAGCCACAAUGAAAUUAAAGACGUUGGAGGG